AUGUCAGUGGCUGCUUACUGUAUAUUUUGCUACAGACAAAUAGGAACUUCUGGUCCAGCCACAAAAACACACCUACCAUGGAAUGAUAUCAGAAAAAUUGCAAAGGUAACUGGAUCACUUAUACUUGGAGGCUUUGUAUUCAUUACAUACGAAGUUAUGUCCUUAAAGAAGUUACUGCAAAUAGAUACUCAAGCUGUACAGCAAGAAAAACUGAAAUCCUAUGUAUACGUACGUACAACUCCUCUAAAUCCAAGUGAAUAUCAAGGGAUCACAUACCAAGCCAGAAAAGAAAUCCACAAAGCUGUGAGGAAAAUUCUAGAAACAGAAGCUAAAAUUUUCCGGAGACCUUUUAGUGAGCAUUUCAGUACAUUUGAUGGAGAAGAUCAUGAAUGUGCCUUAUGGCUCCUCUUAAAGAGAAGUCAGUCAGAAGACAAAGAGGUCAGGCUGAAGGCUGUACAAGACCUGGCAAACAACAGGCACUGGCAUGAUUACCAGUAUGGUACAGUUGCCCAAACCUGUGAUCAAAGGACCGCUAUAGGUUUGGCUCGAUCCAAAGAUAUCGACCUUCGCUUUUUCCUGCCUCCACCACCAUUGCCAAAAAUGAAGAAUGAUUGUACCAUAGAAGAUGAACUUCGCUUGUUGUUAGUAUCGUUACCCCAGGCUGGUCUUGAUCCAUGUGUCCAGUACUUCACAUCUCUUGCUUUACGUGAAACUAGUCAGACUCUGGCUGCACAAAGGGGAGGCUUGUGGUGUUUUGGAGGAAAUGGACUUCCAUAUUGUGAGACAUUGAGUAAAAUCCCUUCAGAGACAGUGGAACUCUUUUGCUUGCAAGCUCUAGUACAGCAUUCUAAGGUUUCUUCGAACUGUGAGAAAAUUGAGGCUAAAGGAGGCCUUCAGCUGCUACAGAGGAUAUACCAGCUACGCAAAGAUUCAGCAAAAAUACAAAGGAACAUCAUUCGCAUUAUUGGAAAUAUGGCUUUGGAUGAACAUCUUCAUUCAUCCAUAGUACGUGCAGGUUGGGUUUCUGUACUUGCUGAAGUAAUGAAAUCCCCGCAUGUCAUUCAGUCUUCUCAUGCAUCCAGAGCUUUGGCUAAUCUAGACAGGGACACAGUGAAAGAAAAGUAUCCAGAUGGUGUUUAUGUCUUGCAUCCACAAUAUCGUAGCAGUCAGCCCAUCAGAGCAGAUGUCCUUUUUGUUCAUGGUCUUUUGGGAGCAGCAUUUAAAACCUGGCGGCAGCAAGACAUUGACAGACGUUUGGAUAAAAAGCCUUCAGAAGAGGAAGAGGACUAUAGCCAGUGCUGGCCAAAGACAUGGCUGGCUUCAGACUGUCCUGCCCUUAGAAUCAUAUCUGUGGAGUAUGACACCCAUUUGAGUGACUGGAAAGCAAAAUGUCCUGUUGAGGCUCACAGGAAGUCUAUUGCUUACAGGAGCAAUGAGCUUCUUGACAAGCUCAGAGCUGCUGGGGUUGGAGACAGACCUCUGGUGUGGGUAUCACAUAGCAUGGGUGGUCUUCUAGUCAAAAAGAUGCUGGUGGAUGCUUCCAAGAAUCCAGAAAUGGAUAAAAUUGUAAACAACACCAGAGGAAUCAUAUUUUAUAGCGUACCUCACCAUGGUUCCCAGCUGGCUGAAUAUUCUAUAAAUGCCAGAUAUCUUCUCUUCCCAUCUGUGGAGGUUAAAGAACUCAGCAAGGAUUCUCCUGCCCUCAAAAAGCUGAACGAUGACUUCCUGUCUUUUGCCAAAGAUAAGAAAUUUUCAGUGCUGAGUUUUGCAGAAACCCUACCAACACACAUAGGCAGCAUGAUAAAACUGCAUGUUGUACCUCUGGAAUCAGCAAAGUUAGGAAUUGGAGACCUUAUUCCAGUGGAUGUUAAUCAUCUAAAUAUUUGUAAGCCAAAGAAGAAGGAUGCUUUCCUGUACCAGCAUACAUUGAAGUUCAUUCAAGAUGUCUUAGCCCAAGAACUUGGAGACUGAAUUUUUGUAAUCCUUGGCUGCUUGUUUCCUCCAUUUGGUGUAACACAGUAAGUUCUUCUAACAUUUGUUAGGGUAUCUGCAGAACUACAAAGAUGCUGCAUCAAUGGUAUCAGCUGCUAAAAUAAUUUCCAGUACAUCUCCAACUUAA
Molecule: messenger RNA, 2119 nt
Organism: Chaetura pelagica (chimney swift)
Lineage: Eukaryota; Metazoa; Chordata; Aves; Apodiformes; Apodidae
Gene: SERAC1
Product: serine active site containing 1
Exons: 16
Coding region: 1-1971 (656 amino acids)
Source: RefSeq, a predicted model, not a curated record